Molecule: messenger RNA, 1161 nt
Organism: Salmo salar (Atlantic salmon)
Lineage: Eukaryota; Metazoa; Chordata; Actinopteri; Salmoniformes; Salmonidae
Gene: hibadha
Product: 3-hydroxyisobutyrate dehydrogenase a
Biological process (GO): L-valine catabolic process
Cellular component (GO): mitochondrion
Molecular function (GO): 3-hydroxyisobutyrate dehydrogenase activity; NAD binding; NADP binding
Source: RefSeq, a predicted model, not a curated record
UGUCAGCUGUCACUGUAAACGCCGAGGUCAAGGGGAACGAAGCAUGGCUGCGUUGUUCAGAGGGUCUCGGAAUUUGUUGCAAAGGUGCAAUAAACAACAUGUCCAUCUGGUUCUGGUGUCUAGCAGGUCGAUGGCCUCUAAGACUCCAGUGGGGUUCAUUGGGCUGGGGAACAUGGGCAGCCCCAUGGCCAAGAACCUGCUGAAGCACGGAUACCCUGUCAUCGCCACCGACGUCUUCCCUGAGUCCUGCAAGGAGCUACAAGACGAGGGGGCACAGAUCCUGGACUCCCCAGCAGAGGUUGCAGAUAAAGCAGACAGGAUCAUCACCAUGCUCCCCUCCAGUCCCAACGUCAUCGAGGUCUACACUGGACCCAACGGCAUCCUCAAGAAAGUGAAGAAGGGAACGCUGCUCAUCGAUUCCUCCACCAUCGACCCCUCCGUCUCCAAGGAAAUGGCCCUCGCCGCCGAGAAGAUGGGCGCCGUGUUCAUGGACGCUCCCGUGUCAGGAGGUGUGGGAGCAGCCAGCUUGGCUAAGCUAACCUUCAUGGUAGGAGGGGUUGAGGAGGAGUACACUGCCGCCCAGGAACUGCUCACCUGUAUGGGAGCUAAUGUAGUGUACUGCGGACAGGUUGGCACAGGACAGGCAGCUAAGAUCUGUAACAACAUGCUGUUAGCGAUUGGGAUGAUCGGGACUGCAGAGACCAUGAACCUCGGAAUCAGGUUGGGUCUGGACCCUAAACUGCUGGCUCAGAUUCUGAACAUGUCAUCAGGCAGGUGCUGGUCCAGUGACUCGUAUAACCCAGUACCAGGUGUCAUGGAGGGAGUCCCCUCUGGUAACAACUACCAGGGAGGCUUUGGGACCACGCUCAUGGCCAAGGACCUAGGCCUGGCCCAGCACACAGCCACCAACACUAAGACCCCUGUCCCCCUGGGCUCGCUGGCCCAUCAGAUCUACCGGGUCAUGUGUGCCCGCGGCUACGCCAACAAGGACUUCUCCUCUGUGUUCCAGUUCCUACGUGAACAGGAGGAGGAGCCAGAAAAGAAGGGGGACUAGAACCCCUUAACUUAUCCCCCCACCACACCCCUACUUCCCCCACCCACACCCCUACUUCCCCCCACCACACCCCUACUUCCCCCACCCACACCCCUACUUCCCCCACC